Messenger RNA from Kogia breviceps (pygmy sperm whale), 1907 nucleotides. It is a transcript of the gene RFT1, whose product is annotated as RFT1 homolog. Gene Ontology annotation, biological process: dolichol-linked oligosaccharide biosynthetic process; glycolipid translocation. NCBI's taxonomy places the organism in Eukaryota, Metazoa, Chordata, Mammalia, Artiodactyla, Physeteridae. Gene Ontology annotation, cellular component: endoplasmic reticulum membrane. The record is from RefSeq and is a predicted model, not a curated record.
GUUUACUGGUGACGGACGCCGGGCGCUGAGGCUAUGCGUCCCGGGGAGGUGCUGGGCCAGGCGGCUCGGCUGGCCUCCUCUGGUCUCCUCCUGCAGGUGUUGUUUCGAUUGAUCACAUUUGUCUUAAAUGCAUUUAUUCUUCGCUUCCUGUCAAAGGAAAUCGUUGGCAUAGUGAAUGUCAGGCUAACACUGCUUUACUCUACCACCAUCUUCCUGGCCAGAGAGGCCUUCCGCAGAGCAUGUCUGAGUGGCAGCACCCAGCGGGACUGGAGCCAGACCCUCAACCUCCUGUGGCUAACCGUCCCUUUGGGUGUGUUUUGGUCCGUGUUCCUGGGCUGGGCCUGGCUACAGUUGCUCGCAGUACCCGAUCCUGACAUCAUCCCCCACUAUGGAACUGGAGUGGUGUUGUUUGGGUUCUCAGCAGUGGUGGAACUUCUGGGAGAGCCCUUCUGGGUCUUGGCACAAGCACAUAUGUUUGUCAAGCUCAAGGUGAUUGCUGAGAGCCUGUCAGUAAUCCUCAAGAGCGUCCUGACAGCUUUUCUCGUGCUGUGUUUGCCUCACUGGGGACUGUAUAUUUUCUCUUUGGCCCAGCUUUUCUAUACUGCAGUUCUGGUGCUCUGCUAUGUUAUUUAUUUUACAAAGUUACUGGGCUCCCCAGACUCAGCCAAGCAACAAGUUCUUCCUGUCUCCAGAAUGACAGAUCUGUUACCCAAUAUUACGAGAAGUAGAGCUUUUGUAAAUUGGGAAGAGGCUAAAUUGACUUGGAGUUUCUUCAAACAGUCUUUCUUGAAACAGAUUUUGACAGAAGGCGAGCGAUAUGUGAUGACAUUUUUGAACGUGUUAAAUUUUGGGGAUCAGGGCGUGUAUGAUAUAGUGAAUAAUCUUGGCUCCCUUGUGGCCAGAUUAAUUUUCCAGCCAAUAGAAGAGAGUUUUUAUAUAUUCUUUGCUAAGGUGCUGGAGAGAGAAAAGGAUGCCACACUUCAGAAGCAGGAGGAUGUUGCUGUGGCCUCUGCGGUUUUGGAGUCCCUGCUAAAGCUGGCCCUGAUCACCGGCCUGACCAUCUCUGUUUUCGGCUUUGCCUAUUCUCAACUGGCUUUGGACAUCUAUGGAGGGGCCAUGCUUAGCUCAGGAUCAGGUCCUGUCCUGCUGCGUGCCUAUUGUCUUUAUGUCCUCCUGCUUGCCAUCAAUGGAGUGACUGAAUGUUUCACAUUUGCUGCCAUGAGCAAAGAGGAGGUCGACAGGUACAAUUUCACAAUGCUGGCCCUCUCAUCUUCGUUCCUGCUGUUAUCCUAUCUCCUGACCCAUUGGUGUGGCAGCGUGGGCUUCAUCUUGGCCAACUGCUUCAACAUGGGCAUUCGGAUCACACAGAGCCUUUGCUUCAUCCACCGCUACUACCGGAAGAGCCCCCACAAGCCCCUGGCCGGCCUGUUCCUGUCACCAGUCCUCCUCGGGGCAUUUGCCCUCAGUGGUGGCAUUACUGCUGUUUCCGAGGUGUUCCUCUGCUGUGAGCGGGGCUGGCCAGCCAUGCUGAUGCACGUCGCUGUGGGGGCCCUCUGUUUGGGAGCGACUCUUGGGAUAGCGUUCCUCACAGAGACCAAGCUGAUCCACUUUCUUAGGACUCAGUUAGGUGUGUCCAGACUCACUGACAAAACGAUGUGACCUCGCGGAAGCCCUGUGGCACCUGGACCAGCUGUGGGGCGGUUUUGUGGGUGGAACAUGUUUUCUAUGCAGAAGAGCCCAAUUAGGGGUCUGUAGUGGAGUGAGACCAACAUACAGGUGAGUCAUCGGAGCAAACCACCAGACCAAACACUUACCGUCCGUUUGAGGUUUCAGACAGCAAGGAGGAGUUCCAUUUUUAAGUGAAGACCAAAAAGCUUUUAAAAUAGAUACAAUUAUUUUUUUCACCA